AAGCGAGCGAGGAGUUGAAUGAGUUCCCUCCACAGUUGAAGUGAAGCAGCCGCCGACAGUCAGGACAGCGUCAGUGCCGAGGGACAGACAGCGGGCAGGGAGACACUGGCAGGGCCCCGUCCUACCACACUACAUGGACACACACAGCCAGGUGUGUCUGCUAGCCUCGCAGCUAGCCGUGUCAUGACGUUUGGAGACAUUUCUCACACAUCUGUACGACGUUGCAGCGAGACGAGCACCAACACCCUCUUUGCCCUCCGUAGUCGAAAACAAGUGAGGAGGGGUUGUUGUUUUUAAUUCUUUAUAACAUUUCUGGUCGCAGUCCUCCUCUCCGGCGACUCAGUGGACCUAUUUGUGCUUCUUACAAUGGCUGAAAGAACCUCCACCGGGUUGCUAACGAUGAUGUUGGAGCCCACGCCGGCUGUCGCUAUGACCCUGCCGGCGGAGGUCCGGGAGAAGCUGGCGGAGCUGGAGCUGGAGCUCUCUGAGGGGGACAUCACUCAGAAGGGCUAUGAGAAGAAAAGAGGCAAGCUGUUGGCACCGUACAUCCCGCAGAUACAAGGUGUAGAUCCCUCUCUGCAAAUUGACAACAGGAUCCAGGCCUCCUCCCAAGCUGUUCUACCAGGUUCCAAACACAACAAAUCCCGGGCGGCCAACACCCGGGAUGAACGCUUCAGAUCUGAUUUGCACACAGAAGCCGUCCAAGCAGCUUUGGCAAAGUACAAGGAGAGGAAGAUGCCAAUGCCCUCCAAGAGACGAUCGGUGUUAGUUCAGUCUUCUGUUGAGGCAUGCACCCCGCCAGACACCUCCUCAGCGUCAGAAGACGAGGGCUCGCUGCGCCGGCAGGGACGUCUGGCCACCUCCACGCCCUACCAGGGCCACGGCCACCCAGCCGUUGAGCACUGGUUUAACCGUGUCAUCCAGGGUUCGUCCACCUCAUCCUCCGCGUCAUCCACUUCAUCCCACCCGGGAGGGAGAUCCGUCACCACCACCAACACCACUGCCCACGCAGCCCUCAACGCCAACGCUGCAGCUACCGCUCUGGCCGACCUUAUGGCACACACCCAGCUAGAUAACCACUCAACGCCCCCCGAUGUGACGGGGCUGUCGGAGCGCUCCUCGCAUCAUACGGAGCGGCCCCAGGUGGCCUCGGUGCGAGGUGUUUCCCGGGGCUACAACCACCACACCAGCGUCAUGGAGACUGCAGAUGGCUGUGAGUGGAGAAGUGAAGGAUCCCUCAGUUUAAUGGAUGGUGUUCCAGUCAACAGUCGCGUCUCCUCCAAAAUCCAGCAGCUGCUCAACACUCUGAAGAGACCAAAGCGACCGCCGUUGCGAGAGUUCUUUGUCGACGACUUUGAGGAGCUUUUGGAUGUUCAGCAGCCGGAUCCCAACCAGCCAAAGCCAGAAGGCCAGCACAUGAGUCCCUUGGAAGGAGAGCCUCUCGGGGUGGUCAACAACUGGCCUCCAUCUUUGCCAGCAGCCUUACAGCGGUGGGGCACCACUCAGCCCAAGAGCCCCUGUCUGACGGCACUCGACAAUGCUGGCAAGCCUGUCUACACACUCACCUAUGGUAAACUAUGGACCCGUAGCCAGAAACUGGCCUACACUCUUCUUAACAAGCUGAGCACCAGGAAUGAGCCUUUGCUGAUGCCUGGCGACAGAGUUGCACUUGUUUUCCCCAACAACGACCCAGUGAUGUUCAUGGUGGCCUUCUACGGCUGCCUCCUGGCAGAGCUGGUACCUGUGCCUAUUGAAGUGCCGCUAACCAGAAAGGAUGCAGGAAGUCAACAGAUAGGUUUUCUGUUGGGCAGCUGUGGCGUCACGUUGGCACUGACCACUGAUGCUUGUCAGAAAGGCUUGCCCAAAGCACAAACCGGGGAGGUAGCCACUUUCAAAGGUUGGCCGCGGUUGCUGUGGUUUGUGACAGAUGGAAAACAUGUCGUAAAGCCUCCGAAAGACUGGCAUCCUCCGAUACGGGAAGCAAGUAAUGACAUAGCCUACAUAGAGUACAAAACCAGCAAGGAGGGAAGCACCAUGGGGAUCACAGUGUCCCAUUCAGCCAUGCUGGCUCACUGUCACGCCCUCACACAGGCCUGUGGCUACACUGAAGCUGAGACCAUAACCAACGUCCUGGACUUCAAGAGAGAAGCAGGAUUAUGGCAUGGUGUCCUUACUAGUGUCAUGAAUAGGAUGCACGUGAUCAGCAUUCCUUACUCCCUGAUGAAAGUCAACCCCCUCUCCUGGAUACAGAAGGUGCACACGUACAAAGCUCGGGUGGCGGUGGUGAAGUCGAGGGACAUGCACUGGUCUCUGUUGGCCCAGAGAGACCAGAGAGACAUCAGCCUGAGCUCGCUGCGCAUGCUCAUCGUAGCUGACGGAGCCAACCCAUGGUCGAUAUCCUCCUGCGACGCCUUCCUCAACGUGUUUCAGGCACGUGGGCUGCGACCUGAGGUGAUCUGUCCAUGUGCCAGCUCUUCAGAAGCCAUGACUGUCGCCAUCCGCAGACCUCCAGAGAUGGGUGUUCCUCCUCCAGGGAAGGCGGUGCUGUCUAUGGGCGGGCUGAGCCACAGUGUGAUCCGUGUGGACACAGAGGAGAAACUCUCUGUCCUCACAGUGCAGGAUGUGGGACAGGUCAUGCCUGGAGCUCUGGUUUGUGUGGUGCGGGUGGAGGGGACACCCUAUCUCUGUCAGACAGAUGAGGUUGGAGAGAUCUGCGUGAGCUCAGGUAGCACGGGUGUAGCUUACUACGGGCUCCCAGGCAUGACCAAGAACAUCUUUGAGACCAUCCCUGUAACAUCAUCUGGGAUUCCCAUCAGCGACAGACCAUUCACCAGAACUUCACUGCUGGGCUUUGUGGGACCGGACAGCCUUGUGUUUGUUGUGGGGAAGAUGGAUGGCCUCAUGGUGGUCAGUGGACGGAGACACAAUGCCGAUGACGUGGUUGCCACAGCACUGGCAGUGGAGCCCAUGAAGUUUGUGUACAGGGGGAGGAUAGCAGUGUUUUCUGUGUCCGUGUUGCGUGACGAGAGGAUCGUCGUUGUAGCAGAGCAGAGGCCAGACGCCUCUGAGGAGGACAGCUUCCAGUGGAUGAGUCGCGUCCUUCAGGCCAUAGACAGCAUCCACCAGGUCGGGGUGUACUGCCUGGCUCUGGUGCCUGCCAACACGCUUCCUAAGGCGCCCCUGGGCGGCAUCCAUAUAUCUGAGACCAAACAGCGCUUCCUGGAGGGCGCAUUGCACCCCUGCAAUGUCCUCAUGUGCCCUCACACAUGUGUCACCAACCUGCCCAAGCCAAGACAAAAACAGCCAGAGGUUGGUCCUGCUUCCAUGAUAGUGGGCAACCUGGUGGCAGGAAAGAGGAUAGCACAGGCCUGUGGGAGAGACGUGGCCCAGCUUGAGGACAAUGACCAGUUCCUGUACAUACAAGAUGUGCUGCAAUGGAGAGCUCAGGCCACUCCGGACCAUCCUCUAUUCCUUGUUCUCAAUGCCAAGGGCACAGUGGCGAGUACAGCCUCCUGUCUGCAGCUGCACAAGCGAGCAGAGCGGGUGGCUGCAGCACUGAUGGGACGCCUCAACACUGGAGAUCAUGUAGCACUCGUCUACCCACCAGGAAUCGACCUGAUUGCCACCUUCUACGGCUGCCUGUACGCUGGCUGUGUGCCAGUUACUGUCAGACCCCCGCACCCUCAGAACCUGGCGACCACCCUGCCCACCGUCAAGAUGAUUGUUGAGGUCAGUAAGUCGGUGUGUAUCCUGACCACUCAAGCAAUAAUGAAGCUGCUGAAAUCCAAAGAGGCUGCUGCUGCUGUGGACAUCAAGAGCUGGCCCAUGGUGCUGGACACAGAUGAUCUCCCCAGGAAGAAGAGUCCGCAGAUGUACAAGCCUCCGACCCCAGAGAUGUUAGCUUACUUGGACUUCAGCGUGUCCACAACAGGAAUCUUAGCAGGGGUCAAAAUGUCUCACGCUGCCACCAGUGCCUUGUGUCGCUCCAUCAAAUUGCAGUGUGAGCUCUACCCUUCACGGCAGAUCGCCAUCUGUCUGGACCCCUACUGCGGCCUGGGCUUUGCCCUCUGGUGCCUGUGCAGUGUGUACUCGGGCCACCAGUCGAUCCUGGUCCCCCCUCUGGAGCUGGAGAGCAACGCGUCUCUGUGGCUUGCUGCAGUCAGCCAGUACAAAGUGCGAGUCACCUUCUGCUCGUAUUCAGUCAUGGAGAUGUGCACCAAGGGCCUGGGUUCGCAGACAGAAGCACUGCGGCUGCGAAAUGUGAACCUGUCUUGUGUGCGUACGUGCAUGGUGGUAGCAGAGGAGAGGCCCCGCAUUGCACUCACUCAGUCCUUCUCUAAGAUCUUCAAGGACUUGGGGCUUUCACCACGCGCAGUCAGCACUACCUUCGGCUGCAGGGUGAAUGUCGCGAUUUGUUUGCAGGGCACAGCCGGUCCAGACCCCACUACUGUUUAUGUGGACAUGAGAGCUCUACGACAUGAUAGGGUACGCCUGGUGGAGAGAGGGUCGCCCCACAGUUUGCCACUGAUGGAGUCUGGGAAGAUCCUUCCAGGAGUGAAGGUGAUCAUUGCCAACACGGAGACUAAAGGACCCCUGGGAGACUCCCAUCUAGGAGAGGUGUGGGUGAGCAGUCCUCACAACGCCACAGGCUACUACACAGUUUAUGGCGAGGAGGCGCUGCAUGCUGACCACUUCAACACCAAGCUCAGCUUCGGCGACACUCAGACAGUCUGGGCGAGGACAGGCUACCUGGGCUUCCUGCGGCGCACCGAGCUGACGGACGCCAGUGGAGAGCGCCAUGACGCCCUCUAUGUGGUGGGCUCUCUUGAUGAGACUCUGGAGCUGAGGGGAAUGAGGUAUCACCCAAUUGACAUCGAAACCUCUGUAAUCCGCUCUCACAAGAGCAUAGCUGAAUGUGCUGUGUUCACUUGGACCAACCUCCUCGUGGUGGUUGUGGAGCUGGAGGGGUCAGAGCAGGAGGCCCUGGACCUGGUGGCCCUGGUCACCAAUGUUGUCCUGGAGGAGCACUACCUCAUCGUAGGAGUGGUGGUGGUGGUCGACCCCGGCGUCAUCCCCAUCAACUCCAGAGGGGAGAAGCAACGCAUGCACCUCAGAGACGGAUUCCUGGCCGACCAGCUGGACCCCAUAUAUGUGGCUUACAACAUGUGAGGGCCCUGCUGCAGGAGGGUUGCCCCUCCACAUGGAUUUUCACACAACAGGAGACAGCAGGACAGUAAACGUGGGGCUGGUAAUUGUAGCAGGCCCGGGGUCAGUGUGGCUUGUGUUGAGAGAGAAAGCAAGCUCUUCUUUCAGCUCACAGAGGGGAAGUGUGAGAGAAACGUGGAUGCAAAACUUCACAGCAAAAUGAAGAGAAAUGAGUGACACAAACCUCAUGUCUGUUUCUCCCUGUGAUUUCUUGCCUCAACAAGUAAUGUUUUAAAGAGCGUUUGGUUUUGUUGAAGAGUGUUUUGUAUGUAUGAUGGAGCAUCUGACUCCUUAAACCCAGGGCACCCAAUAGCAGUACAGCAGGUUGUUAAAGGAAGACUGCAGCUCCCAAAGGACCAUUUGCGUAGUGAUUACUCACCCCGUUGUUGUGAAGAAAACUUUGUUUUUCUUGCAUGCCUCCACGAGGGUUGGGUCCCAUUCACAUUUUAACCAAUGUCGUUUCCUAAAGGUACCUUUUGUGGUACUUAACUCUGUAAUAACAAAAAAAAUCAUUUUUGAACAAGCUGCCGUGGCGAUGGUGUAGACUUAAACACAAUUCUGCUCCUCUGCUCUUUUCUUAUCACACGUAGGGCUAAUCUUCUCUCUGUCUGUCUGUCCGUCUGUUUAUGUGUGUGUGUGUGUGUGUGUGUGUGUGUGUCUGCUCAUCUAGCAGUACUUAAAUAAUAUAGAAAAGAAAAUACACCAGACACUGAAACUAUUGUGGCAGAUCGGCACUGCAGCGAUACUUUUGGCAUGCUGGGAAGCUCCACAGCACUUCCAUGUCUUUUCUAAACCCAGCGUUCUCAGCCAGAUGUGCUCUCAGGUACCAGCAUUUGACAUCAAUGGAUUUAAUGGGAGUCGGUACUUGAUAAUACCAAUAUAAUUUGCCUGGUACCCUAAAAAGUACCAUGUUCAGUACGUAACCCUUGCCCCCACGGUGAAAAUAGAAUCCAAAAUAAGAGAAAGGUCUUGAAGAAUUCAAGUCAUAGGGAGCCGCAUUUAACAACAGCAAUACUAUAUUUAAACACUCACAUAACUCGUGCAGUCUAAUCCAAGUCUCAUUUAUCCAGUCGUAUGCUCAGUGCUUCCCAAACACAUGCAUUCUUGCUACAAAUCUGGCUAUUUAAAACUUUGAUAAAAGUGAAUCUUACCUAUGCUCUCGUCAAAGCCAGACUCCAUUGACAAAAACAGUAAUUUUACCUCACUGAACACAGGAGCUGCUGGU
Epinephelus lanceolatus (giant grouper) is the source of this 6430-nucleotide messenger RNA. It is a transcript of the gene dip2a, whose product is annotated as disco-interacting protein 2 homolog A. The record is from RefSeq and is a predicted model, not a curated record. Gene Ontology annotation, cellular component: cell surface. Lineage: Eukaryota; Metazoa; Chordata; Actinopteri; Perciformes; Serranidae.